Messenger RNA from Drosophila novamexicana, 426 nucleotides. RefSeq names its product dynein heavy chain 5, axonemal-like. Bases 1 to 426 code for a protein of 141 amino acids. The record is from RefSeq and is a predicted model, not a curated record. The transcript has 3 exons. NCBI's taxonomy places the organism in Eukaryota, Metazoa, Arthropoda, Insecta, Diptera, Drosophilidae.
AUGGACCUAAGCCUGCAGUUGAUUAUAGACACAUAUGCGCUGUUCUCUCAAUUUCAUAUAUUUGUUCCACAAGAUGAUUGUGAUAAAGUUGAAGGACUUCAAGUUAUGUUUAACAAAAUGCUAGAAAACUCUAAGAAAGUGUCAGAUCGUAUAGCGGAUAUGGAGGAACCAUUACUCAGAGAACUUAAUGAAGGUAUUGCAAUAUUUGUGCAAGAGUUUGAUGAGUUUAAUCGCAACUUUGAAGCAAAUGGUCCAAUGGUUGAAGGAAUAUCUGCCAAAGAAGCUAGCGAACGGGUAUUUCUAUUUCAAAAUCGUUUCGACGAGCUUUGGCGUAAAUUUGAAAUGUACAGCAGUGGUGAAAAACUUUUUGGUUUACCUAUAACGGAAUACCCCCUGCUGCAUCAGCGCUAUUUCAGAUUAUUAUGA